Messenger RNA from Taeniopygia guttata (zebra finch), 1830 nucleotides. RefSeq names its product nei like DNA glycosylase 2 (gene NEIL2). Gene Ontology annotation, molecular function: zinc ion binding; DNA-(apurinic or apyrimidinic site) endonuclease activity; DNA N-glycosylase activity. Gene Ontology annotation, cellular component: nucleus. NCBI's taxonomy places the organism in Eukaryota, Metazoa, Chordata, Aves, Passeriformes, Estrildidae. Gene Ontology annotation, biological process: base-excision repair. The record is from RefSeq and is a predicted model, not a curated record.
AUGAGGUGGGAAUGGCUCUUCUGGUGGCAAACCCCUAGGAUUGCUGUUGAUUUUCUCAUCAAACUGUCUCAGAGCUGUGCCAGGUGCCUCAGAGCCCUGUACUGAGUGCUGUGGAGCUUGAAGCUGAGCCUCUGAUCAGUGCUGGUCUCUGGGAUUAGUCUGCAGGGAGAACUGGUGCUGUGGGAUGAAAGCCAAGCUGAGCUUUCCUUGUACACCCACAGCCAGCAGAAGUCCUCAGAAUUAAUGGCAGAGUGUGACAAGGACCUGCUAAUCCCUCUGCAGCUGCUGGAGAUGCCAGAGGGCCCAUCAGUGAGGAAGUUCCAGCUGCUGACCUCCCCUUUUGUGGGCCAAGUGGUGGCCAAGGUGGGGGGAAGCAGCCGGAAGCUCAGUGUGAAUGACCUGAAUGCCCUGAGGCUCCAGGACUCCCAGGUUCAUGGGAAGAACUUGUACCUGGCAUUUGUGGCAGCUGAAGGUCCCGUUGGACCAACUGCACAAGAGACAGCACUGCAAGGAGAGGCUGCUUGUGGGGCACACUGUCCUGCCCAGGAUGGGGCUCCACAUCCCCACUCCCAGGAUGAGGAGCUACAGGAAGCCCAGCACUCAAAAUCUGAAGCCCCAGAGGCAGCAGAGGGUCAGGGCAAUUGGCUGCGCAUCCACUUUGGCAUGUUCGGCAGCGUCCGGGCAAACGAGUUCUCGAGGGCAAGCAGAGCAAAUAAAAGGGGGGACUGGAAGGAUCCUGUGCCCAGGCUGGUUCUGCACUUUGAGAGUGGAGGAUUCCUUGUUUUCUACAACUGCCGGAUGCUCUGGUGCUCCUCUCCAAGGGCUGAUCCUGCUUCUGACAUCCUGUCUGUGGAAUUCCACCGUGGCCGGGCGCUGCGUGCCCUCUGUGCACCCGAACCCGUCUGCUACACCCUCCUAAACCAAAGAUAUUUUUCAGGGCUGGGGAACAUCAUUAAGAACGAGAUCCUGUACCUGGCCAGGAUCCACCCGCUAACACCAGGCUCCCUCUUGGCUCGCUCAGAUCUGGAGCGUCUGCUGGACUGCGCCGUUCAGUUCAGCUCUGAGUGGCUGCACAACAAACUGCGUGGCCAUGGGCUGCACCCCCAGGUGUACCAGAAGGAGCAGUGUCCCCAGGGGCAUCCCCUCAUGAAGGGCACUUUUGGGCCCUUGGGUGGCUUCAAGAGACUUACGUGGUGGUGCCCUCAGUGCCAGCCUGAGGUGCUGCCAGGGGAUGGGGACCCUUCCCCAGUCACUGAGUGAUCUGUCCUGCAGGGUGCUGGGUGGUCUCUGAUCCAUAUGCUCUUCGUUGUCCUAGAAGGUCUCUUUGGUUUCUUUUAGGCUGGUGAGUUUGGUCCUUAGGGACCCUGUCCCUUGAGCCUGGAGGAGUCAGCAAAACAGAGGAUAUCCCUCUCCCUAAACAGCUUGAUUAUUAGGAAUUAAAUAAUCCUGCCUUUGUGUGUUGGGCUGUGACUGGGUGUGGUUAAACCUGAGGGGCUGUUCCCUGUGUCAGAUCUGACAGCUCCCUCCUUUCAUGUCAACGUGUACAAAAUAUACGUCAGCAGUCCUUGGUGGAGCUCAUCUCUGCACCCACAGGUUUCAGCUGUGUGGCAAACUGCCAAUUCCAGAUCUUGCUGUAAAAUUAAACAAAAAUACAGUGUGUGACAGUGUGCAUAAAACUCAGGAUCUCCAAGGAAACCUGGAAGCAGAAAGGUUUAGAAAUAGAGCUGUGUCUCUAUACACUAGGUGGGAACUGCUGCUGUCCUCUCUCCCUGGAUUUGAGUUUAUUUUAAUAAUAAGUUGUUAACCUGAGCAAAAAAAUAAAAGCUGAAA